Molecule: messenger RNA, 5240 nt
Organism: Gavialis gangeticus (Gharial)
Lineage: Eukaryota; Metazoa; Chordata; Crocodylia; Gavialidae
Gene: SALL4
Product: spalt like transcription factor 4
Exons: 5
Coding region: 92-3421 (1109 amino acids)
Biological process (GO): regulation of transcription by RNA polymerase II
Cellular component (GO): nucleus
Molecular function (GO): RNA polymerase II cis-regulatory region sequence-specific DNA binding; DNA-binding transcription factor activity, RNA polymerase II-specific
Source: RefSeq, a predicted model, not a curated record
UUCCGCCCAAGGGGGGUAAUUUCCCAACUCCAGGAAUUUGUUGUGAAGAAGAAAAUAAUUGCUACUAUUUUGCUCCCGAUGCUUGCGCACCAUGUCGCGGCGCAAGCAGGCGAAGCCCCAGCACAUCCACUCCGAGGAGCAGCCCCCAGAUGCUGCAAGUGGGAGUCCACAAGACGUCCCAGGUGAUGGAGAGGGUGAAAUGAGUUCCAAGAGGUGUCGAACAGAAGAAACCAACAUUUGUGAGAAAUGCUGUGCAGAAUUCUUCAAUCUUGCUGAAUUCCUUGAGCAUAAGAAAAAUUGCACUAAAAAUCCACCUGUCCUAAUCAUGAAUGACAGUGAGGGAGCCAUACCCCCCGAAGGCUUCCCUGAAGCUUCUUCUGAGAACUUUCCAACUGAUCGCUCAGAUGGUCGAACAGCCAAGGACAGUCAGGCAAAGAGUUGCACUGGUUCUGUGGAAAAGAGAGAAGGAAAAGUUCAUGUUGAACCUGUUGCAGGAAUGUACCUAAAAACAGAACCCCCUGUGACUUCAGCAACUCCUGGCCUCGGCUAUUUAUCAAAACCCAAGGUACCAAACACUAAUGUGACUUUGCAGACGAUACGUGGCACCAAAGUGGCUGUGAACCAGCGUACCUCUGAUGCCAUCUCUCCCUCCGCAGCUAGUUUUAAUACUAUCCCAAUGAUCCUGGAGCAGCUCGUCUGCUUGCAGCAGCAGCAGCUUCAGCAAAUUCAGCUUACAGAACAAAUCCGCAUUCAGAUUGCCAUGAUGGCUCCUCAUGCCCUGCAUCCUUCAAUAGCAGCUGCUGCCGAUCCCCUAAAAGCGUUGGGUGCUCACAUGUCUCAGCAGCUGUCGGCUACUGUUGCAUUAAUUGGACAAAAAGCUGGAAGCCAAAGCCUAUCACUGGAAUCCUUGAAGCAAGGAAAACUACCUCAUCCUACCCUUGGCAUUCCAGCUGCUGGCUCUGUAGCCGGCGGGCUUUCUUCCUCUCUUUCCUUGAAGCCUGAAGCAACCAGGGGCCUCCCAAGUUCUAUUGCUCGGUUUCCAAACCCUUUGCUACCUCAGUCAUCCAAUUCUGUCAUCUUCCAAAACCCACUUUCUGCAGUCUCGUCGGUGCUCGAUCCCUCCAAGAAAGGGAAAGGGAAGCCCCCUAAUAUCAGCGUGUCUGAUAGCAAACCAACUGCAGAAGAACCUUUCUUUAAACAUAAGUGCAAGUUCUGUGGCAAGGUCUUUGGCAAUGACAGUGCUUUACAGAUCCACCUCCGCUCCCACACAGGUGAAAGGCCCUACAAGUGUAACAUUUGCGGCAACCGGUUCACAACCAAAGGGAACCUGAAAGUGCAUUUUCAGCGUCACAAAGAUAAAUACCCUCACAUUAAAAUGAAUCCCUAUCCGGUCCCUGAACACCUGGACAACAUUCCCACCAGCAGUGGAAUCCCGUACGGCAUGUCUGUGCCGCUGGAUGAGUCCAACCUAAUUGUGGAUAGCAAACCAGUUCUGACAACGCUGCCGAGCUCUGUGGGUGCCGGCUUGCCGCAGAAUAUCUCCAGCCUAGCAGGCAUCAAAGAUUCUCUCCCCAGCACCCUGUCGAGUGACAUGCAGCCGAGACCCUCUCCGGAAAGUGAAGGUGGCUCUUCCUCAUCGGGUGCUGUCAGUCACGAGUCGGGAACCGAGCAGAGCUUGAGCUCGCCGCAAGCUAGCUGCAGUGCGAGUGUCUUCCGUGGAAGUGGGGCAAGUGAGCAAGGUUCAGAAACGUCCAAGCUCCAGCAGCUGGUUGAGAACAUUGACAAGUCUGCUGCUGACCCCAACGAGUGCCUGAUUUGUCACAGGGUGCUAAGCUGUCAGAGCUCGCUCAAAAUGCAUUACCGUACCCACACUGGCGAGCGCCCAUUUAAGUGCAAGAUCUGUGGCCGUGCCUUUUCAACAAAAGGUAACCUUAAGACUCACUAUGGUGUCCACCGAGCAAACACCCCACUGAAGAUGCAGCAUUCUUGUCCUAUCUGCCAGAAGAAGUUUACAAAUGCUGUUGUACUGCAGCAGCACAUUCGCAUGCAUAUGGGGGGACAAAUCCCCAAUACGCCCAUGCCGGAAAAUGCUUGUGAUAAUACUGAUGUGGAUCCUACGCAGGUUGAAAAGAAUGGAGAUGUCAGUCGUCCAGAUGAGAGUAUGGAAAGCAUAGAAAUAGAAGAAGACCUAGACUCCCAGGAUGGUCCCAGCAGCUCUUCAAAGCCACCCACUCCUUAUGAUACACAGUCAGAAUCUCCAGCCACAGUGUUUUCUGGUAUCGCUGCGUUGGAGAACCAGAUGAAAAUCGUAAACUCUGCUUUGACCCUACAACGGCAAAGCAGCCAGAAGUCUAGCGACAAUGGCUCGGCAGAAAGUGAUGGCAUGACGAACGAUUCUUCUUCUGUGACAGGAGAUCCAGAUUAUCAAAAUGGCAGGAGUCCUGCUGCCUCGGAAUCGGCUUCGUUCCAGGCGCUGUCUCCAGCCAACAGCCAAGCUGAAAGCGUUCGGUCAAAGUCGCCAGGCUUCAAUGCUCAAGAAGAUGCUGCCGUGGGAAAUAAAGCUGAAGGUCCUGAAAGCAACGUUCCUGAAAUAGAAGGGGCUGGUGCUUUGGACCUAACUUAUGGCAAUAUUGGUCGAAAAGUCAUCAAAGAAGAGCCUGGAUUACACUUUGCAAAUGGAGAGUAUGGUCGUAGCAGCAUUCCCACUGCCUUUGUCCGAGCACCACCAGCACUCAUAAAAGUGGAAAUGCUAGGUGAACGUCCCAUUAGCACAGGCCAUUUCAUUGGCCCACCAGCUUUAUCACCUGGUGUUGCCCCUCUGCUGGUGCCACGGCCUAAAUUUUGCCGCCCAGCUAAACAGCACAUCUGCACUACAUGUGGUAAGAACUUCUCCUCUGCCAGCGCUCUUCAGAUUCAUGAACGGACCCAUACUGGUGAAAAACCAUUCGCAUGCACAAUCUGUGGAAGAGCAUUUACAACAAAAGGAAACCUGAAGGUCCAUGUUGGAACUCACAUGUGGAAUAACUCUGCCAGGCGUGGAAGAAGACUCUCCAUUGAUAAUCCCAUGGCCCUGUUGGGAAAUGAUCCAAAGAAGGUAUCUGACAUGUUUCCAAAGGAUAUAGUGCCUCCUUCAGUGAACAUUGAUCCUACAGUAUGGAAUCAGUAUGCAGCGGUACUCAGCAAUGGCAUAACAAUGAAGACUAAUGAAAUUUCAGUAAUUCAGAGUGGUGGUUUACCUACCCUUCCAGUCACUGUUGCGGGUGGUUCGGCAAUAAAUACUGCUACGGUCUCCAAGAUAGAUGGGACCCCGUCUGGGAUUAGCUCUGAUAUUGAGAAGGCUGAUGGUGGUGCUGCUGCAGACAAUGUGCCAAAACACCAAUUUCCUCACUUCCUGGAGGAGAACAAAAUAGCUGUUAGCUAAAAGAAAGAAAGAAAGAAAAAAAAACCCACAAAAACAAAAAAAACAAACAAACUCUUAAGUGAAGGUGAAAUGCAAAUAUAUAUUUUUAAGAGAUUCCACCUCAACCUCCUAUUUUCCUAUUGACGUGCAAAUGAUUUUAUGGUUGUCUUUGUAAGAGUUGCCCAGAGUACAAUCAUGACGUUGCUUUGCAAAAUAAUAAUGAAUAGGAAUUCCUUCUAUUUGGAAAGAUGCGGGUCUUGCAAAGUAGUUCUUGUUUUUGUUACUUUAAUUUGUACAGCCUUACGUAAGUUUGUACAACUUGAAAUUCCAAAGGUUAUAACAUUUACCUCUUUGUUUAAACUGAUCUUUGGGGGUUUUGAACAGAGUGGCAACAGCCAACCUACUGACUGGAAAGGAAACUUGUAUUUACUGAUGAGACGUGAAAAGUGAUUAUGCGGGUAAAUGUUCUAGAAUGUCUGACACCCUUUUAGAAGUAGAGACUUUGUUUGGGGGUUUUUGUGUGGGUGUUCUUGUUUUGGUUUUUUUUUUUUUCCGAAUGUACUUUUUACUCUAAUGGCUAUAAAAUGACAAUUUUUUUUGUUCGUUUUUAAAAAAAAAAAAAAAAAAAAAUCUCUUGCUUUGGGAGCUCUGUACAAACUCUUCUUUAAUCAAUGCUCCUAAGAAUUUAAUACUCUGUAUUGUUAACUGCUGCUUAUUUAAUGCUCCUACUUUGGACAGCCCUUCAAGUACAGUGCCAAAAUGCCUAUUCCCAAAGAUGUGCAGUUUUCUCCUAAAAUAUUUUAUUUUGAUACCAAGAGUCCCAAACAAGCAUGGGUGGGUAUGUAUAUACUUUUUUUUUUCCCUUGGAAAAAGGAAUACUUGCUGGAAAGUUGGUUGGGGUUUUUUUUGGUUUUUGUUCUUUUUUUAAGUCUGUGAGCUCUGCAAGGAAUUUCAGGUAACUGUUGCAUCUGGGCAUUGGAACUGGUUUCCUUAGCAAGAGAAACUUUUCUUCCCCUUGGUAAUUUAGAGGAUUGGUCUAUGUAAACCUGUAUAUUUAAAUACAAAGUAUUCACUCUUAGGUCUAAUGUUUUGUGGGUUUUUGGAUGGAAUUCCCACUUUGGUCAUUAUGUUUCUUGGUUGUCCAUGCACUUGCAUUUACACCAAAACAUUAAUGAUCCAUGUGUUUGGUAUGAAGGUUAUUGGGAUAGCCCUCUGGAUUCUAAGUUAUCUACCUCAUUUUUUUUCUUUGUAGAUGUAGUGUCUAUUUUUCUAUAAUGACCACUGUAAUGAACUGAGAUUCAAGCAGAUGCUUCCAUGCACUAUCUCAAACCAAAACCUGAUGUAUUAGUGGGAGCAUCUGAAGACUUAGUGGACUAACUUUUCACUAUUCCUCUGACAUCUGCUGGAUCUGUAUAUGUAAUAAUCUAAAGCUAGAUUGAAAACUGAGCAUUUGGUAUUAAAGGACUGCAUGAUGGAAAGGAGUCUAAUUUCUGACUGCAGGAAAUCUUCAAGUCCAGUUGCAGUUGUGAAAGGCCCAAAAAUGCAAAUUACCAAAAAGUUUGUGUAAUGUUGCACCUGACUUUUUUGUUCCUUUGUUUUAUUUUUUGUUUAUGAUCUCCCUUUGCCAAGUCGUGCCUUUCCUGCUGGACUUGUAAGUAAGAACACACCAGUACCUGUUUACACUGUAAAAUGGAUAUUGUUACAUAGAACAUGCCAAAGGCAUCCCAAUUGUCAAGUUUCUUCAUUGAAUGUAUGACUUUUAAGAACUCUGUAGUUUUGAGUACCUACUGAUGCAUUUCUGUUGACAUUUUUGAGAAUAAAUUUGGGAUGACUUUUUUCA